AUAUUCAGUAUUACUGGGUGCAGACUGGAGAACAGCUAAGCAUAAAAAAGUAUAGUGAAUUGUUCAACCAUGAUAGUGCACUUACUUAUUACGCUUCUGUUCGUUACCACAGUUCUUUGCAUUCCAUCACUUUCAAUAAGUUCUGAUGGAGACUACAUAAGAAAACAUAAAGACGACAACCUGGGCGCGCACCAUAAUGCCAAAUACGCUAGUGCUCACGGAGCUGACGGAUUCAGGAGCGGAGCAGAAGAUAGUUACUCAAAACAACGCGAGUCCGGUGGAUAUGCGGCGAUAGAUGAAGACAAAAAUCAUCACCUGGACACAGGUAAUUACGCCGAUCAAAAUUUUAAUAAGCACGAAGGUGGAUCGCACGCGAACGCCGCCUCGAAAUCCUCGCAGAGGAAAGGCCACCACAAUUCCGGCUUUCAUAACACUUACCACAAAGACGAAAGCAGCAAUAAGUCCAGUUAUUAUGACGAAAACGACGAGGAAGGUGGUAACGAACACGAGAAGAGCCAUUCCGGAGCGCACGGUGUUUUGAAAACUUCAGAUGACGAAAGAGGGCACUAUGACGAUUCAUAUAAGCAGAGAGAGAACUACGAGAAAAAUAAACACGCCGCAGGAAGACGUCGCCUUAAGAGUGCCGAGGAUAACGUAAACUACAACCACGACAAGGUCUACGCAGACAACGACCACUUCGACAAAGUACGCGAUGGUACCCACGACAGAGUUUCAAGCGACUACUACAGGGAUAAGCAUUACCAUCCAGGACACGGUCACCGCGUUUUGUACGACACCUUCGAUCACCCCGACAAAUCGACCAUUACCAUUUACGAAGAUCCUCACGUGCACCCUGACAGACUUCAUCAUGAAAGGCAUCAUCGCGACGGUCAUGACUUGGAUGACGUUCACCUGAGAGUUGUUCCGUCACAUGCAAGAUUUGACUACGAUGAUUACUAAUUUCAUCCGUAUGAAUUAGCUUCUUUGCGUUUGUUCAACCAUUCAUAGUUUGUUAUUGUAUGGCCGUGGGACAUUUGAAGCAAAGAAUAAAAUAAAAACAUGAACAACGGA
This is a messenger RNA of Photinus pyralis (common eastern firefly), 1071 nucleotides long. RefSeq names its product histidine-rich glycoprotein-like. Bases 70 to 960 code for a protein of 296 amino acids. The record is from RefSeq and is a predicted model, not a curated record. The transcript has a single exon. NCBI's taxonomy places the organism in Eukaryota, Metazoa, Arthropoda, Insecta, Coleoptera, Lampyridae.